Messenger RNA from Trichechus manatus latirostris (Florida manatee), 1437 nucleotides. It is a transcript of the gene TTC1, whose product is annotated as tetratricopeptide repeat domain 1. Bases 26 to 904 code for a protein of 292 amino acids. The transcript is spliced from 7 exons. The record is from RefSeq and is a predicted model, not a curated record. Gene Ontology annotation, molecular function: protein binding. Lineage: Eukaryota; Metazoa; Chordata; Mammalia; Sirenia; Trichechidae.
CUUCACCUCCCCCACUGAAUCCAGCAUGGGGGAGAAAUCAGAGAACAGGGUUCCAGAUGAUCUGAUCAAUGGCUUGAAGGUUACAGAUCCCCAGGAAUCAGAAUGUGUCAGCCCUCCAGUUUCUAAUCCCAAAGAUGAGCAUUUCCAGAGCAAACUGCUCAAGGAUGUUCAGGCCCAUCCCCAGGAGGACCAGGGAGAAGAGGAGUGCUUUCAUGAUUGCAGCGACUCGUUUGAGAAGGAGGAGCCCGGAGUAGACAAGGUUGAGGACAAACCCGAUGAUGAUGUGAAUUCUUCUGAACUAGAUGAGGAAUACCUAAUAGACCUGGAAAAAGACCUGUCAGAUGAAGAGAAACAGAAAAGAAGAGAAGAGAGCACUCAACUAAAGGAAGAGGGAAAUGAACAAUUUAAGAAAGGAGAUUAUAUAGAAGCCGAAAGUUCUUAUAGUCGAGCCCUUCAAAUGUGUCCAUCCUCCUUCCAAAAAGAUAGGUCUAUUCUGUUUUCAAAUAGAGCUGCUGCAAGGAUGAAACAGGACAAGAAGGAGAUGGCUAUCAGUGACUGCAGCAAAGCAAUUCAGUUAAAUCCCAGCUAUAUCAGGGCAAUACUGCGGAGAGCAGAGUUGUACGAGAAGACAGAUAAGCUGGAUGAAGCCUUGGAAGACUAUAAAUCUAUAUUAGAAAAAGAUCCAUCAGUACAUCAAGCAAGAGAAGCUUGUAUGAGAUUGCCUAAGCAAAUUGAAGAACGUAAUGAAAGACUGAAGGAAGAGAUGUUAGGUAAACUAAAAGAUCUUGGGAACUUGGUUCUCCGACCUUUUGGACUCUCCACAGAAAAUUUCCAGAUCAAACAGGAUUCCUCUACUGGCUCCUACUCCAUCAAUUUUGUUCAAAAUCCAAAUAAUAACAGAUAACAAGAGCUUUAAAAAGCUGGCUUGGAAAUUGUGUGCUGCUUGUUGUUAGCAAGGGGAAAAGCCCUGCCAGUGUUUAACUCUUAAAAGCAUCUUAUCUAAAAGAACAGCUAUCCAGUAGAGCCCAGUGCUGCCUUCUCCCUCUGGUUUUAUGAUCAGGGUGAAAUGCACGUAAAGAUGUAAUGGGCCUAAUUUUAUUUCCAUUUAAGGCAGUGUCUGUGCAGCUAUUAUUGCCCCUGGUUCUGGCUUCAUGUCCUUUGUUUUGUCCAGGAGGAAGGCUGCUCAGCACGACUGAACUCCGUGAGCCACACACACACACACACACACACACAAAGCAGGUCACUAGUUGAAGCCCAGCAAGUCUCCCCCAAGCCAAGCACACCUGUUGGUGGGGAGACUGCCCAGAUGUGAUUGAUGGGGUUCCCACCUGCUGUCCCCUCCCCCUGAAUACACAUCCCGUGCUGCCACAGCUGCCACUAGUGGCCUCCAGCAUUCUCUGAUUUCCUCUCGUGGUAAUAAAGCUUUCUGUGACAGUC